AUGUCAGUGCGGAGCUGUGGGUCGGGGAGGAAGGUGGUUGGCGGUCCCUCUACCACCUCCGCCGCUGCCUCCUCCGCUUGUGCUGCCGCUGCCGGCGCUCGGGCAUGAGACCGUGAGACGGGCGACGGGUCGGGGCCGCCGACAUGUUUGGCCGCUCGCGGAGCUGGGUGGGCGGGGGCCACGGCAAGUCUUCCCGCAACAUCCACUCCUUGGACCACCUCAAGUACCUCUACCACGUUCUGACCAAGAACACCACGGUCACGGAACAGAACCGGAACCUGCUGGUGGAAACCAUCCGCUCCAUCACCGAGAUCCUCAUCUGGGGAGAUCAGAAUGACAGCUCCGUGUUUGACUUCUUCCUGGAGAAGAACAUGUUUGUUUUCUUCCUGAACAUCCUGCGGCAGAAGUCCGGCCGCUACGUGUGCGUUCAGCUGCUGCAGACCUUGAACAUCCUCUUUGAGAAUAUCAGUCACGAGACCUCGCUGUACUAUUUGCUCUCUAACAACUACGUAAAUUCUAUUAUUGUCCAUAAGUUUGACUUUUCCGAUGAGGAGAUUAUGGCAUAUUAUAUAUCGUUCCUGAAAACACUUUCGCUAAAACUCAACAACCACACCGUCCACUUCUUUUACAACGAGCACACUAAUGACUUUGCCCUGUACACAGAAGCCAUCAAGUUUUUCAACCACCCCGAGAGCAUGGUUAGAAUUGCCGUGAGGACCAUAACUCUGAACGUCUACAAAGUGGAUAACCAGGCCAUGCUGCACUACAUCAGAGAUAAGACUGCCGUUCCUUACUUCUCCAAUCUGGUCUGGUUCAUCGGGAGUCACGUGAUAGAACUCGACAACUGUGUGCAGACGGAUGAGGAGCACCGGAACCGGGGCAAACUGAGCGACCUGGUGGCCGAGCACCUGGACCACCUGCACUACCUCAAUGACAUCCUGAUCAUCCACUGCGAGUUCCUCAACGACGUGCUCACCGACCACCUGCUCAACAGGCUCUUCUUGCCCCUCUACGUGUACUCGCUGGAGAACCAGGACAAGGGAGGAGAGCGCCCGAAAAUCAGCCUGCCGGUUUCUCUCUAUCUCCUGUCGCAGGUCUUCUUAAUUAUACAUCACGCGCCCCUGGUGAACUCGCUCGCGGAAGUCAUUCUCAACGGUGACCUGUGUGAGAUGCACGCCAAGAGCGAACAGGAUGUCCCGCGAAGUUGUGCCAAGCCCAGCAUUCGGUGCUUCAUUAAACCCACCGAGACGCUGGAGCGGUCUCUGGAGAUGAGCAAGCACAAGGGCAAGAGGCGGGUGCAGAAGAGACCCAACUACAAAAACGUCGGGGAGGAGGAAGACGAAGAGAAGGGGCCCGCCGAGGACGCCCAGGAAGAUGCCGAGAAGGCUAACGGUCCCGAGGGUGGCUCAAAAGGCACCAAGACGAGUGGGGACAGUGAAGAGAUAGAGAUGGUGAUCAUGGAGCGCAGCAAGCUCCCGGAGUUGGCGGCCAGCACCUCCAUGCACGAGCAGAACACCACGGAUGAGGAGAAGAGCGCCGCAACGGGCUUGGAGAGUGCGCAGUGGAGCAGGUGCUGCCCUCGGGCCCACAUGGGCCGGUGCUGCAGACCGUUCCUAGACAUGGUGUACCAUGCCCUGGACAGCCCGGACGACGACUACCACGCACUGUUUGUGCUCUGCCUCCUGUACGCCAUGUCUCAUAACAAAGGCAUGGAUCCUGAGAAGCUCGAGCAAAUCCAGCUCCCAGUGCCCAGCGCGGCUGACAAGACCACCUACAACCAUCUCCUGGCCGAAAGACUCAUCAGGAUCAUGAACAAUGCUGCCCAGCCAGAUGGGAAGAUCCGGUUGGCGACGUUGGAGCUAAGCUGCCUGCUUCUAAAGCAGCAAGUCGUGGCCAGCACGGGCUGCAUCAUAAAGGAUGUGCACCUGGCCUGCCUGGAGGGCGCCAGAGAGGAGAGCGUUCACCUGGUCCGGCACUUUUAUAAGGGAGAGGAAAUUUUCUUGGACAUGUUUGAAGACGAGUACAGGAGUAUGACAAUGAAGCCCAUGAACGUGGAGUACCUCAUGAUGGACGCCUCCAUCCUGCUGCCCCCGACGGGCACGCCGCUGACCGGCAUCGACUUCGUGAAGCGGCUGCCGUGCGGCGACGUGGAGAAGACCCGGCGGGCCAUCCGGGUGUUCUUCAUGCUCCGGUCCCUGUCCCUGCAGCUGCGAGGGGAGCCCGAGACCCAGCUGCCCCUGACGCGGGAGGAGGACCUGAUCAAAACUGAUGACGUCCUCGAUCUGAACAACAGCGACCUGAUCGCGUGCACGGUGAUCACCAAGGACGGCGGGAUGGUCCAGCGAUUCCUGGCCGUCGAUGUUUACCAGAUGAGCUUAGUGGAGCCCGAUGUGUCCAGGCUUGGCUGGGGAGUGGUCAAGUUCGCAGGCCUGCUGCAGGACAUGCAGGUGACCGGUGUGGAGGACGACAGCCGCGCCCUGAGCAUCACCAUCCACAAGCCCGCGUCCAGCCCCCACUCCAAGCCCUUCCCCAUCCUCCAGGCCGCCUUCGUCUUCUCGGACCACAUCCGCUGCAUCAUCGCCAAGCAGCGCCUGGCCAAGGGCCGCAUCCAGGCGCGGCGCAUGAAGAUGCAGAGGAUAGCCGCCCUCCUGGACCUCCCGAUCCAGCCGACGACCGACGUCCUGGGGUUUAGACUUGGCUCCUCUUGCACCCAGCACCUGCCUUUCCGCUUCUAUGACCAGUGCCGCCGGGGCAGCAGCGACCCCACCGUGCAGCGCUCCGUGUUCGCGUCGGUGGACAAGGUUCCAGGCUUUGCCGUGGCCCAGUGCAUCAACCAGCACGGCCCACAGUCCCUGUCCUCGCCUCCGCCGUCGGCCAGCGGGAGCCCCAGCGGCAGCGGGAGCACCAGCCACUGUGACUCUGCAGGCGCCAGCUCGUCGUCCACCCCUUCCGCUGUCCAGAGCCCGUCAGAUGACCCCAUUACUACGGAGCAGCCUCAGCCUAACCUUCCCAACCAGCUGGUGAUCGUCAGCGAAACAGAAGCAGAUGCCGGGCCCAGCCGGAGCCUGGCGAGGAGCGCAGAGGGGGAGACAGUCAGCCUGUCCCCCAGCCUCAUCCCCGCCCAGCAGCCCACCAUCUCCCUGCUCUGUGAGGACACUGCCGACACCCUGAGCGUGGAGUCACUGACCCUCGUCCCUCCGGUCGACUCCCACAGCCUCCGCACCCUCACCGCCAUCCCCCCACCACCUGUGCCAGCCUCAGUGACACUGGGCGAGGAGCCGGCGGGCUCCGCUGAGAACUAAGGGGGCGCUGAACUGCCUCCCUCUGUGUGUGUGUGUGUGUGUGUGUGUGUGUGUGUGUGGCCCCACUGGGAGGGACCCAGUACAGCUGACUCCGAGACACAUCGGGAGCACCCCCCAGUCCCCGCGGCCCCAGCACCAUGUCUGCGACCUUUGCUCCGUUUGACGCUCUGUCUCACUUUGCACCUCUUGGAGAGCAGGCUGGACCCGGGGGGGACACCCAGGUGACGGGAGGAGACCGGCGCCCCUGGGGUGGCAGGACCCCCACACCGUCUCAUCAGCCGGCCGCUCCAGUCUGCAAACUGCUUGGCCACCAUGCCUGGAGUGCACGGGAGACGCAGACCAAGGCGCUUCGGCUAGAAAUUUGUAGAGAAACAGACUCUGAUAAGCAUCUCCUUUGGAUAUUUAUUUCAGCUUUUGGCAGCAGAUGAAAAGCAUUUACUUAAAAAGCGUCUAUUUAAAAGAAAACGUUCUCCCCCCCAAAAAAAUCCUCAACCCUGAGGUUUGACGUCAUGUUAGAAGUAUGAUAUUACUGGUAAGAUUUCAUUUUCGUUUUCCCUUGAACUUCCUAGUGUUUUGUUCGCAAGUUCUCAGUCUGGCUUUGCCAACUUUCUUACUUCUCUCCGACUCACUAAGUCUGCAAGCCUGUGGAAUGAUCAAAGGAACUUCCUGGAAAGUUCGGAUUAUUUUUUAAACAAACCUAAGGGAGAUACACGAAUUCUCAGGUACACACAGAGCCGAGAGGGCCAGAGGCUUCUCGGGCGUGGUAGGGGCCUUGCUUUCCCGGAGGACCUUCCCGGGAAAGGGGCCGCCGCAGCCGGCUCCCCACUCAGGACCCAUCCUUCGAGUCUCCAGACUAAAGCCAGUCGGGACCUGCGCCCAGCGCCACCUUCAGAUCUUGCCGUCUCUCUCUGGCUGGAAAGAACCACUUGGGACCGUGCGGCCCCGUGGCCGGGAUGGACAGGAAAGGCCGGGGGGGCUGACCUCUGGGUGGCCUGCACACAGGCGGGUCGGGGGGACCCCGCUGCAGGAGCGCGCCCCGGCUCGAGGAGCUGUCCAGGGAGCUCAGGGCCGCCGCCCUUCCUCUUGGCUGCCCCUGCAGAGUCGAAAGCUUUUUAAAAACGACCCCGCCCCCUCCCAGUUGCUUCUUUAUUUGAGCUGGACACGUGCAGGCCAGUUCUCCGACGUAUCUGAGAGAGCACCUUCGGUGACAGGCACAGCCUCGCGGCCCUCGCCUCUCUGGUCAGCGCUGAGACCUUCCGACUUGUCCCCAGCGCAUGUGAGACUGCCGGCUUUACUGGCCUCCCCAUCCUGCUGAGGCUGGGCUUCCACCGCCUCACGCAGAGGAGGGGCGUGGUGCCCGUGGGGAUGGGCCGUCCGCCGUCAGAGGCCCCCCAUGUAGGUGUGCCCACCCAACUUCAACAGGGAAGAGACUCGGCUCGGAAAAGGAAGCCGAUUAGGCAGAAAUCCCAGGGGCCCUGGCAGACGGGCCGGGCCCCUCCAGAAGAGCCCCCCAGGAAGAAAAGGCGGGUGGGGACGGGAGAAAGGGUCCGGGUGCCAAUGAGGAGAAGGGGCAUGUCAGCAGUCCCACGUUCUAUGCAACUUUUCACUGGGACGGAAGAGCAGGCUGGCACCCUGGUUUGUGACUCUGGGGCAGAAGUAGAAGGUGAGUAACGUCGCAGCCCCGUGGCAUCAUCGGGAAGAAGAAGCCCACACAGGUGGACCCAGCGCUCCCCUCCCCCCCCGGACCACCAGCCUGCCACCCAGAGCCCUGUGGCUCCCAGUGGCUUCGUGGCCACCUAGCACUGAAGGAGAGGGUGGGAGAGGGUGGAGCACAGUGUGCCUGGGCGGUCCUGUGACAGCCCUGUGGCAGCCUUGCUGGGGCUGUGAGCCAGGACUGUGGCCCUGCCUCCAAGAGCAGGUGAACAGAAGGUGCUGAUGGCCAAGGGCAGGCCGCUCCCCGAGGUGGGCUCGCGGUGCUGGUCCUGCCGCCUCAGCGGGACACCCUCAGGUGUGGCUCCCAGGCACCUUACUGGGGAGGGGGAGGAGGUCAGGGCUCUAGAGCAGGUUGGCCUUGAUGAAGGUCCAGCCCUGCGGGGUCUUGACCAUGGUGACAGCAGCGGGCAUGGCCGCAUCUUCAGGAGCGGCCCGCAAACCUGACAGCGGGGUGCUCCGAGGCAGGCCAGCCCGGGCCAAGGGCACUUGGGCCCCAGGGUCGGGCAGAGAGAGGCAGAGCCAGGCACCCUGGCAGAGCAGGAGUGGGGACCAUGAAUCUCCUGGACUCCGAUUUCGGGGGUCGGCUUCGGCAAGCCCACCCAACCUACCAUCUCCACGUCCCUACAGAGAGAGGGGCCAGGGCCGCCCCCCGAAAGACCAGUGGGGCCAGUGAGUUUGCCAAGCCAGGAGCGGAGCUGGCCGCGUAAGCCCCCAAACCUCAGCUUUGAAAGUUGCUGUGGAGACAAGCUGGCCUCAUUCCAGCUUUGGGACCCGAGUGAGCAAGGGAGUGAGCGAGGGUCCUACGGGGCAGGCGAGGCCGGGAGCUCCCCAGGACCAGCCCCAAGGCCGCAGCAGGAAUGUGGGGCAGAUGAGGGGCAGGGAGCAGGCCUGCACCCCUGCACGCCUUCCCUCCCUCUCCCUCCGACCCGGCUGCUCCCCGCUCUCUGCAGAAGGCAGCCCCCCACCUCAACACCCGCGUUCGCAAGCCCCUCAGGCGGGAGUGGAGAGACAGACCUCUUCAAAGACAUACACUAGGUUUCUCUAGGGUCUCACGAUACAGUUAGAAACAAAGGCACGGGGUGAACGGAUGGAUUCUCAUCUUCUCUAGACGCAAUAAAUAAGAAACAUUUAAGGUAGUCAUGUUGACGUUGGGCAUAAACCAUCAGGGUCCCUUACAUUCCUCUGAGAUGAAAAUAUGUAAAUAAUUCUUGUCCCGAGGAGGAGCAGGGUUGGGAAACCUCCCGCUUCCGGGCCGAGGGACCGUUCCAGGGAAGUACCUGCCCUCGCCGGCGUGACUCAUGCUUUGUGGGCACCGAACCCGAGGGUGGAAAUGAAAACUGGAACUUCCUGGUAAAUUUGAACUUGGCAAUAAAACAGAAAGUUACCAAGAA
Messenger RNA from Suricata suricatta (meerkat), 6406 nucleotides. It is a transcript of the gene CLEC16A, whose product is annotated as C-type lectin domain containing 16A. Gene Ontology annotation, cellular component: late endosome; endolysosome membrane. Gene Ontology annotation, biological process: endosome to lysosome transport; regulation of autophagosome maturation; endosomal transport. Lineage: Eukaryota; Metazoa; Chordata; Mammalia; Carnivora; Herpestidae. Bases 144 to 3302 code for a protein of 1052 amino acids. The transcript has 23 exons. The record is from RefSeq and is a predicted model, not a curated record.